GCCACUUUCACUGCAUUCCCACCUGCCCGGAGAUCUAAUAAGAGGAAGGGAUUACUAGAAAACGUACAGGCUAAUAACAAACAACAAAGCUCAAGAUACCAGAGAAAACCCUAAUCCUCUCUCAGCUACAGAAGCCACUUUGGUUAAAAAGAGAACAAUGGACUGUACUGAUGAGCAAUCACUUGGGGAAAGCAGUCAUAAAUUUCACUAUCGCCUUUAUAAUAACCCCAGAAAGUUCAAGCCCUUCGAAGAGACAGCUCCUUUCUCUAUGCCAACUGGAUCCAUCAUCUCUAGACUACUUAAAACUGCCAGCAGUACCUCACACGUCCAGGAGGGAGGAGCUAUCGAGCAGCCCUUUGAAGACAUUAAUACAGAAGGAGAUGGAAGUGCUGCAGCUUCCCCUGGAAACAGCCCAGAUCACCCUUCAAGUCCUAUUGGUAAGAGAAGACAACUUGAUAUGGAAAACCUUUACAGAGAGUACAUGCGAGUCAAGAGGGCACGGAUAGAAAGCAUUAUUCGAAGCAUGGGUUCAUCCCCAGCCCAAGACUUAAAUAUGACUAGUGGUGAAAGUGGUGCUCAUUCCUGUAGUACAGAGAGGGGAUGGUCUGCUGUUGACAGAAGUGAGGUGAAGACUACUCAAGAAAAUCCUAAACCAAAAAUUAAGAAGGAAGGAAGACAACAUGAAAAGCGAGAGUUGAAGACACAACUUGACAAUAUGAGAGAGCAGCUAUUGCAGCUCCAAGAAAAGGUUUAUCACUUAUACAAUGGGGCAUUAGAUGAUGAUGAGGACUCGGAUGAAACCAUAAGAGAACAAAGUGCACAGACAGAAGAAUCCUCUAUAGGAAGAGCCCCCUCCCCUUAUAUUGGCAUGGAUCUUAACAGAGAAACAGCCUAUCAAGGGUCAAAAUUCAAAGAUCUGUUGACAGCAGGGGAUGUUGAAAAAGAAUAUGAACACCCAUGGGUUAGCAUGGAAGGGCAGAAACUGGCUGAUGCCCUGAAAGAGGAGUUGAGCACUGUAGUGGCGCAAGUUAUAGACACUGUAGUUAAGAUGUUUUCUCCUUAUCAUCAGCAUCAAGCAAGGUUUGAGCCACAACAUGGUCCUAUUAUGUCAGCACCUGCUUUCCAGUCACCUCACCAAAAUCACCUUCACCAUUCCCAUAUGGUCCCAGUUAACGAUCGCCAGGAUCCUUGUGCAGAACAUCAGUCUUUUCCUUGCUUGGAAAGUGACUUACCAUCAGGAAGAGAAAAUGCUGCUGAUCCCUUAAUGGAGUGCCGAAACAGGGAUUUCAUGUUUGACCAAGUUGAAGCCUUGCCACUUGUGGUACGGAAGUCUAUGGACAGCCAUGGACCUAUUUCUAGAGGCCAUCAUCAAACUUCAAAGGACUCAAUAUUAGGCUCUCCAUUCCAGCAUCCACUUCCAAUUCCUUUAGUUCAUUACACAAUGCAGAGAAUGUUUGCCUCUGCCACAGCAGCCUCAGCAGCUAGAGGUAUUCCACCAUGUAAGGACAGGAUGUCUCCAGAUGCCUACUUGGAGAUGACCAGUCUCAGUACUCAGUUGUCCUCCCACCAUUCAAGCCAGCAGCACCCGUAUCCAUCAAUGCACUUGCUGAGCACCUUGGAUGGUAUGUCACCAGGGAUGCCAAAAAUGAAACCUGACACCAGUGGAUUCCAGGAAUCAGGAGAGCCUUCUCUGUACCUGACUUCUUCAGCCUCACAAGAAGGCUUGUCCCCCAGCCACCUCAAGAAAGCCAAACUGAUGUUCUUCUAUACCCGAUACCCAAGCUCCAAUACUCUCAAGAUCUACUUUCCAGAUGUUAAGUUUAAUCGCUGCAUCACAUCCCAGCUGAUCAAAUGGUUCAGCAACUUUCGGGAAUUCUUCUAUAUUCAAAUGGAAAAGUUUGCACGUCAAGCUAUCAGCGAAGGGGUCACCAGUCCUGAAAAGCUCAGCAUAAAUCGGGAGUCUGAACUCUUUCGGGUUCUUAACCUUCACUACAACAAAUCUAAUGACUUUGAGGUUCCUGACCGAUUCCUGGAGGUGUCACAGGUUACCUUAAGAGAAUUCUUUUCAGCUAUUCAUGGAAACAAGGACUCUGAUCCUUCUUGGAAGAAGGCAAUAUAUAAGGUAAUCUGCAAACUUGACAGUGAAGUCCCAGAGUUCUUCAAAUCUCCAAACUGCCUGCAGGAUCUAUCCCGUGAAUAAACAAACUUUUCAGAAUUUUGGAAAUCUGGGAUAUGGUGAGAUUAAACAAUGUCAGCUAACUUACUGAUUCAUUAUAUUGUGCAUAUUUAACCAACAAAUGAUGCAUCACUUGCACUGCAGGUUUUCAUUCCAACUGAUUCCUUAAUAAGACACCCAUUUUAAAUGAACUCCUCACUGUGACUCAGUGUACAGGCUGUGGAUUGGAAUAGACACUACGGGGUGUAUUCUUGUUGAUUCAAAUGAAUUAGACCUCAAACUGUAUUCAAGGAGUUUACUUAUCUAUCUGCUUCAUAUUUUUGAUAUAUUUCUUUGCAGCACUCUUUCUUUAUAAAUAUUCCUUUAAAAGGCAGCUUAUUUUAUCGAGCAAUCCAGUAAAUAAACAGAAAUAAU
Polypterus senegalus (gray bichir) is the source of this 2590-nucleotide messenger RNA. RefSeq names its product prospero homeobox protein 1-like. Gene Ontology annotation, biological process: regulation of transcription by RNA polymerase II. Lineage: Eukaryota; Metazoa; Chordata; Cladistia; Polypteriformes; Polypteridae. The record is from RefSeq and is a predicted model, not a curated record. The transcript is spliced from 5 exons. Gene Ontology annotation, molecular function: DNA-binding transcription factor activity, RNA polymerase II-specific; RNA polymerase II cis-regulatory region sequence-specific DNA binding. Bases 158 to 2200 code for a protein of 680 amino acids. Gene Ontology annotation, cellular component: nucleus.